GCCCCUCCCGGCGCGGUGCGGGGGCUGUGCGGGGAGGCCCGGCGGUCGGUGGCGGGCGGUGUUUGCAUAUCAGUGUGCCCUGCAUAUCAGUGCGUACUGCGUAUCAGUGGCCGCAGCUGUGCCGGGAGCGAUGUCCGUGUCUUCAGCUGGCCGGGGAGCGAUGGCGCGGCUGCUGCUCCUGUGCGCCGCAUCGGCUCUGCUGCUGGCGGCCGUCGCGGCUAUCCCGCCGCCUGAGGAGGCGGCGCGCAUGGCGCGCUUCGUGCUGCACAGCUGCGACUGGGGCGCGCUGGCCACGCUGUCGGUGCAGGAGGGGCUGCGCGGCCGCCCCUUCGCCAACAUCUUYUCCCUCAGCGACGGCCCGCCCGGGCCCCGUGGCGGCAGCGGCGUCCCCUACCUGUACCUGACCGACAUGGAGAUCUCCGUGCAGGACCUGGAGGUCAACUCAAAUGCCUCCUUGACUGUGUCUUUGGCACAGACUCCUUACUGCAAGAAGCACGGAUAUGACCCCCAGAAUCCCCUCUGUGCCCACAUAAUCUUCGUUGGGAGCAUUGUGAAGGUGAAUGAUUCAGAAGCAGGCUUAGCAAAAAAAGCAUUGUUCAGUCGCCACCCUGAAAUGGAAAGUUGGCCUAAGGAUCAUAAUUGGUUCUUUGCCAAAUUCAACAUCACCAAUAUUUGGGUCCUGGACUACUUCGGUGGAUUGAAGAUUGUGACACCAGAAGAGUAUUACAGUGUCAAGCCUUAGUGGAAGAAGAUCCUUGGUGAUGCUGACGUGGAAAUGAAUGACUUUUGCUGUUUCAUGAAAGAUUUAUUUUUUCUAUGUACUGUAGAGUUGAAUUAAUAAUACAAUAAAUCAAGCACCUUGCAUUGUAAUGAGCAUGUAUUACCCUUAUGAAGCUGAUUUAACUUCUCACUAAAUUGAAUCUUGUCACACUGAAAAACCUUUGUGCAUAAGCAGUAAAUUUUAUUCAUUGGAUGUGAAUUUGGAAAGGUGUCUGACAGUGUGCAUUCAUAAAUGUUGUGGUUACUGGAAUUUAAAGGAUUAGUCCAGUCCUAAAACUUUCAGUGCCUUAGUUAAAWAAUAUGUUUCUGAGCACUUUCCAAUAUUAUUUUUAAUACCAGUUAAGUUUAGAAUUUUAUGACAAAAGUCCUACAGGAGGGCUCAGUGGAAUGGAAARCAUUGCUUACAUUAGAGUGGCAAAUGACGUGCUGAGCUCCUAAAUUCCUGUUAAGAAUUUUCUUUGCACACUGAUAAAUGCACUUGUUUGAGCCAUUUUCCUGUUUUACUGCUUAUAUUGAAUGUGCUGUAGAAUGCAGUUGUGUUCAUGCCAACUGUAGCUGUACCUCAGGAUAAGUUCUUGGUGAUUCCUCAGCUGACUAUGUGCCCUGACUCUGUAAUAGAAGCAGGUUAGUGCUACCUGAAGUGUUUGACUUGAGUGUAAGAAGAGUAGUGGCUYGUCAAUGCAGUCAGCAUGUUGUGAAGGGUAAAUGYUUCCUGAUUGGGAUUCUGAAAUCCUCAGCUUUGUUAGUCUGMUCAAAUGGCAAUUUAUCAGCUUUUAUUACCUGCAGCAGUAGAACUGAGCAGAUUUGGGGGKUUGGAAGCCUUACAGAGCAAUUUUGAAUUAGUAACCCAGAAAUUAAAAAUAAGCAAUACAGUAUGACACAAAUGAUUCAUGAUUUGUAGGGAAUUAAAAUUAAUGGAAGGUGUGCAUUAGUUCUGUGYUUAAGUUGCACACAACCACAAAAACCAUCUUAUUGCAUCCUCUCCAAUCUGUGUGCUAAGUUCACAAAUACURAAAAGUGUUUAUGAAGAAAUAAGUUGAUUUUACAGAGAACAAAUAAUACUACAAAUAAUACUACCUAGUUGACCUAGAGUAAAGAAUUUAGACUCCUUAGGGGAGAUUGAUAUGUAGAACAGUGGGAUUUCUCAUGUAGAAUCUCURUCUAMUAAUUUUGUUGUUAUAUCACUCCUUUUCUCAAAUACUGGGAUAAUUUGUGACAGUAUUUUUUAUGUAACUUAUUAAGAUUUCCUUCUCCACAAGGGGAGGAARGGUACUUAGUACUGUUCUACUAUUUUAAAAUUAGUUUAGGAUCAAAAAAAACUUACUAUAUAGAAGUAAUUUAUGUUGAAUAGAUAACACUGAUAUUUAAUAUGAAAUUGAAAAMUAUUUUUAUAUAAGGUAUGACAGUUGUGAAAACUCAAAUGAGUCUCUGACAUGGACUCAAUCCUUUCUGUGAGGACACCUGAAUGCAUUACAUCUCACCCUAUAACUUCUGGUGUGUUGGACUGAUGAUGCUGGGCUUUUGUUAAAAUUAAAAUAUUUUUUGACAA
Messenger RNA from Malurus melanocephalus (red-backed fairy wren), 2329 nucleotides. It is a transcript of the gene CREG1, whose product is annotated as cellular repressor of E1A stimulated genes 1. The transcript has 4 exons. NCBI's taxonomy places the organism in Eukaryota, Metazoa, Chordata, Aves, Passeriformes, Maluridae. Bases 131 to 742 code for a protein of 203 amino acids. The record is from RefSeq and is a predicted model, not a curated record.